Molecule: messenger RNA, 2048 nt
Organism: Scomber scombrus (Atlantic mackerel)
Lineage: Eukaryota; Metazoa; Chordata; Actinopteri; Scombriformes; Scombridae
Gene: cdt1
Product: chromatin licensing and DNA replication factor 1
Exons: 10
Coding region: 1-2004 (667 amino acids)
Biological process (GO): DNA replication preinitiation complex assembly; regulation of DNA-templated DNA replication initiation; mitotic cell cycle
Cellular component (GO): nucleus
Molecular function (GO): DNA polymerase binding; DNA binding
Source: RefSeq, a predicted model, not a curated record
AUGUCUCAGGUUCGGGUUACAGACUUCUUCUCUCAGAGAAAGAAAGCUCCGGUUAAACAAGCCAAGCAGCGCAGCCAUACUGCUGCAGGACGUUCUGCUUCUAAAAACAAAGACGCUCUCCUGUCUUCAUCUUCUGUCCACCAAGAGUUUCUCCGAGUGAUCGAUGAGGCUGUGGGACAGAACGAUGGAAAGUCUACUGGCAUCCACACAGACAAGAACCAUCCCUGUAGUCCCCAGACCCCGAAGAGGACUUCUACCGACGCACAGUUUGACCUCGGGGCAGCCGUGUUCUCAGCCACCGCUGAACACAGCACCUCCAAGAAGAGACGGCAAGAAGCGGAGAGAGACGCCGAGAAAGUAACAAGGAAGACGGCCAGAAAGAAACUGAUCCUCCCUCAGGACACACCACAGACUGCAGCCCAGCCGCCGCACAGUGAGGUGAGCCAGCAGGCCUCAGUGUCUGAGAACCAUGAUAACAUCCAGACCAGCAGCUCUCCACAGAAGACUCAUGUCACCAGGAGCAACAGAGGACAGGCCAGCAAGGUGCUGUCUAAAGAGGACAUCACAGCUCUCAAGUCUCGCCUUCAGAGGAUCAAGAAACAGGCAGAGGAAAAAAUCAGCACUGCUUCCUCCUCUUCAGUUUCCUCCACUUCAGUUUCCUCUUCCUCCUCCUCUCCAGUAGAUCCAGCACCUACAAGCACCUCUCCUGCUUCCACCGUGCCCCCCUCCUCUGAUGCUAAGACCCUCAAGUCCACCUUAGCACGAGCCAAAGAGCUGGCAGCUAAAGCUCAGAGGAGGAAGGAGGAGAGCAGGCAGAGUGAGACACAAUCACAGGAGAGUGCUGAGCAGCCAGCAUAUCAGAGGUACCACACCCUCGCCCAGGCAGCCCCCCCAGGCUUAUCCCUGCCGUACCAGUACAAGGUCCUGGCUGAGAUGUUCAGGAGUAUGGACACUGUGGUCGCCAUGAUGUACAACCGCAACGAGACGUCCACCUUCACCAAGAUCAAACAGGGAGUUCAGGACAUGACGCACAAGCGGUUUGAGGAGAGCCACGUUGGUCAGAUAAAGACGGUGUUUGCUGAGGCGUAUACGUUCAGACAAGAGAAGAACAUCCCAACAUUCAACAGCAGCAUUAAGAGGGGCAGCUACCAGCUCACUGUGGAACCCAACAUUCACUCUGAUCAGAAUGAAGCUCGUUCCAUCCUGUCAGCCUCUCGUCUCCUGGAGAGAAGACACAUCUUCCACCACAACCUGGUUUCUAUUGUUAAACAGCACCACACGGUCUUCCUGUCCUCUUUGGUUCCUACGGUGUCUGUACCAGAAGACAGACUGACCCGCUGGCACCCUCGCUUCAAUGUAGACACUGUUCCAGCUGUGCACAUCAGUUCACUGCCUCAGCCUCCUCACACUGAGAAACUGACCACAGCUCAGGAGGUGCUGGACAAAGCCUGCUCACUCAUCACACCCAAGAUGGAGAAGGCUCUGGUUUCUCUGGCUCUGAGGACAGAAGACGCAGAGAGAAAAGAGCCAAAACCUGUAAACAACCCACCAGCCACCCAAACAUCUGCUCCAUCACCUACCGCUGCAGCUCAGGUCCCAACUGCCUUGAAAGGAGUGUCCCAGUCCCUGCUGGACAGGAUUCGAGCGAAGGAGUCCCAGAAGCUCCAGGCAGCCAUGACUCGAAACCCCACCCACGAGGAUCGCUUGCUGAUGAUGUCACGGCUCGGGGAGCUGGCGAGGAUUCUGCGGAACGUGUUUAUCGCUGAGAAGAAACCGGCUCUGAUCAUGGAGGUGGCCUGUAAAAAGAUGGUGGGCAGCUACAGAUCUGCUCUCAGCACAGGUGACAUGGAGAAACACAUCCGCCUGCUGGCAGAAGUGGCGGCUGAUUGGCUGAGUAUCCAUCCAAUCAGGAAGGACUUCUACCUGAAGUUGAACAAGAACACGGAGCUCAGCGUGGUUCUGGACAAACUGAGCAGCAGACUCAAAGAAGAGGAGAGACUCUGAGAGAUGAAGAGCAAAUUCUAAUGACAGAGUGAUGACAUGGACUU